Rhopilema esculentum is the source of this 1515-nucleotide messenger RNA. RefSeq names its product heterogeneous nuclear ribonucleoprotein K. The record is from RefSeq and is a predicted model, not a curated record. Gene Ontology annotation, molecular function: RNA binding. Lineage: Eukaryota; Metazoa; Cnidaria; Scyphozoa; Rhizostomeae; Rhizostomatidae.
GGCCACCAUUCCCAUGCUGCACUUCGGUAGACUUGGAGGCCAGGUGUUUGUUAUAUACAGUUCUUCAUAUCACAGUUCAGUAUAAAGAGAAAAGCGUCAUUUUACGAAGGAUACACUUCGAAACACACAAUGCAAGGUGUUAAAAGGGAAUUAGGAGAUGCUGGCAGUUCUGGAAUGGGUGGAGCAAAAAGACCUCGUCAAGAUAACAGAGGCCGUGACAUAACCCUCCGUUUUUUACUGCAGAGCAAAAAUGCUGGAGGUAUUAUUGGCAAGGGUGGACAGAACAUAAAAAGACUAAGAAGCGAGUACAGUGCAACAGUCAAUGUUCCCGACUCCAUGUCUUCAGAGCGCAUAUUGUCGAUUCAAUCAUCUGACGAAAAUGCCGUUGCAAUUCUAAAAGAGUGUUUUCCACAAAUGGGAGAGCCGCCGUAUUCUGGUUUAAACAAGCAACCAAAUCAAGGUCAACACGAAAUCAACUUCUUGAUUCAUUCAAGCCAGGCGGGAAGUGUGAUUGGAACUGGCGGAUCGAAGAUCAAAGAACUAAGAGAGAAAACUGGAUGCCAGAUAAAGAUCUUUUCAGAUUGUCUCCCUGGUGCUACUGAACGUGUCGUUGCCAUAGCUGGUAAUCCAGAUGAAGUCGUAAGUGCCAUGGAGAAUAUUCUCGAGACGAUGUCGAAGACACCCAUCAAAGGUCCAGUGUCUCUUUACGAUCCUACCCCUCAAGACGAAUAUGAUGAUUAUGGUGGAUACGGAGGAGGACCGCCCAUGGGAAUGAGAGGAGGCAUGCGCGGUGGUGGUGUUGGGAUGCGAGGAGGUCGUGGAGGUCAAGUUGGACGCGGAGGUGGGUUUGGAGGCGGUCCAGGUUUUGGAGCCAGAGGCAGAGGACGUGGACUGCUUCCUGAUGAGAGUGUUUUCAAUCAACAGAUGAACGAUGAAGGAAAUUACACAGACUUUCAAGAUCCAUCUGGCCAGCAAACCACACAGGUCACCAUACCUAAAGAUUUGGCUGGUGCAAUAAUUGGCCGUGGUGGUGAAAGAAUCAGGAGCAUCAGACAACGCUCCGGCGCCGAUAUAAAGAUCGAAGAACCAGAUCCAAACAUCAAAGACCGCGUCAUAACCAUUAAGGGAAAUGAAGAGCAGAUACAAUAUGCUCAGUUUCUGAUGCAGCAAAGAUCGUUGCCUUUUUAUUAGAUCUGGUACUACUUGCAUCACGCCGUUCGCAUGUACUCUGGGAAAAAGAAGUACUGAUUCAGUGCCGGUGGAAAAGAACAUCAAUUGUUUAUAUUACGCUGCAUUAUAACUUAAGAAGUUGUUUUGCAAGGGACAACAGUAACAGUCGUGUCUCACUGUGAUAGAUUACAGAAACUCGGUCUGUGUAGCGAAUCCAUCCAGUUCAAACUUUUUUAUAUAACUUUAAUUUUGUUAAAGAAGUUAGCGUACACACAUCUGCUUUUAUUUUGUUACAUGUAAAGUAACUUUUGUUAGGAUAGUUGCAUAGGCUUUGACCAAUCUUAA